AUGUCUCACAGUGAGCCUAUUGAAAAGAACUGCGUCGGACCAGAUGCCGAGUACGUCAAACUCAUUUCCUCUGAUCAAAAGGAGUUUCUCGUGAAGAGAACACACGCCGAGACGUAUUCUAAGACAAUUAAACAAAUACUAAGCGGACCAACCAAUUGUUCUGAAGGCGAAACCAACCAGAUCGAGUUCAGCCAAAUUUCGUCCAAAGUGCUGGAGAUAAUUUGUAAUUACAUCGAGUACAAGGCGCAAUGCGAAAUCAUCAUGGAAAAAGGCGAAGAAAUUCCAGAGUUUGAUAUACCGCUUGAAGAAGCCACAGAUGUUAUGAUGGCUGCUAGUUUCCUUCAGUGUUGA
Cloeon dipterum is the source of this 351-nucleotide messenger RNA. Its product is annotated as elongin-C-like. Lineage: Eukaryota; Metazoa; Arthropoda; Insecta; Ephemeroptera; Baetidae. Gene Ontology annotation, cellular component: elongin complex. Gene Ontology annotation, biological process: ubiquitin-dependent protein catabolic process. The transcript has 3 exons. The record is from RefSeq and is a predicted model, not a curated record. Bases 1 to 351 code for a protein of 116 amino acids. Gene Ontology annotation, molecular function: protein-macromolecule adaptor activity.